This is a messenger RNA of Chrysochloris asiatica (Cape golden mole), 187 nucleotides long. RefSeq names its product complement factor H-related protein 1-like. The transcript has a single exon. The annotation marks the transcript as partial. The record is from RefSeq and is a predicted model, not a curated record. Lineage: Eukaryota; Metazoa; Chordata; Mammalia; Afrosoricida; Chrysochloridae.
AUGCUAUUUAUAUCAAGUGGAAAACGGAUAUUCUUCUCAAUCAGGCAGACAUUUUUUAGAGGGUGAUUCUGUACAACUUGAGUGCAACCGUGGGUACCGUCUUCUGAAUGGACAUACCACCAUUACAUGUACAGAGCAUGAUUGGUCUCCUCCUCCUAGAUGCCUUGAUAUGCUGGCUUGGACUUAA